UAGAAACACUGGAAUCAUUUAUGCAUUGCAGUUUCUUUCUCUCCCUCUCGCUCCUUCUUCCUUGGGAUAUUUUGAGUGGAUUGUAUCUAUUAAUCAAGACCUCUUGUUAUUUGUUAUUCAUUUGUCUUUUUCACUAAAGAUUAGCAUCAUUCAGGGCAAAUGCACAACUGCUUUUCCCCCCAAAUCAUUUUUGGGGGCUGUCGGAUAGAGUGCUAGGACCCAGGAGACAUCCUUCCAAACAGCAGGGGUUGUGUGCUUCCACAUAGCAGUACAAGGAAAACCCCAUCGGAUCUGUUAUUGCAGGAUACUUGUGAAAUAUACAUAGGAUUCUUUCUUUCUUAUGGCUGCAUCCCGGAUCUGGAAAUUUUACAUGGGCACUAGGAAGCUUUGAAAGGCUCCAUGCACAGAGAAGAUUUACAAGCAGGACUCCUCUUGCCACAGAGCUCACUGACUUGUUCGGUUAUCAAUUCCUUUUCUUUUCCUUAGCUUCUUUUUUUCUUUUAUUUUCCUCUUCUCUCUUCUCCUUUCUGUGUCCCUCCUGGUCUGUUUCUCCUCUUUCCCCUAGUCUUUUAUUACUGCUUCACACCUGGAUUGUAUCUUCACUGAACAAACGGGCACUUUGAGAACUAACAGAAGACAGUCUUGUGGGGGAAGAUCUAUAUGGAAUUAUCGGCUUUUAUGGUGAACUUGGCACUUGUGAAUGGGUAUCUUGUUCACAUUAUUAAUUGCUAGCAAAAAAAAAAAAAUCACACACACGGGAGUAAAACGUGGAUUCUGUGAAUACGCAUUGUGAUGACCAGCAAUUACCUUAUUGACUGAUACCAAGAUCGGAAUAUUUUGGAAGACUGUGGGGAACAGCCUUUAAGAGCUGGAAAAUGAAAGCUCCAAUUCCACACUUGAUUCUCUUAUAUGCCACAUUCACUCAGAGCUUGAAGGUUGUGACCAAAAGAGGUUCAGCUGAUGGAUGCACUGAUUGGUCUGUGGAUAUCAAGAAAUAUCAAGUAUUAGUGGGAGAGCCUGUUCGAAUCAAGUGUGCAUUAUUUUAUGGCUAUAUCAGAGCAAAUUACUCCCUUGCCCAAAGUGCUGGACUUAGUUUGAUGUGGUAUAAAAGCUCUGGACCAGGAGACUUUGAAGAGCCAAUAGCAUUUGAUGGAACUAGAAUGAGCAAAGAAGAAGAUUCUAUUUGGUUCCGGCCAACGUUAGUACAGGACAGUGGUCUUUAUGCAUGUGUCAUCAGAAAUUCCACAUAUUGUAUGAAAGUGUCCAUUUCACUGACUGUGGGUGAAAAUGACACUGGACUAUGCUACAAUUCCAAGAUGAAGUACUUUGAAAAAGCUGAGCUUAGCAAAAGUAAGGAAAUUUCAUGCCGGGAUAUAGAGGAUUUUCUAAUACCAUACAGAGAGCCUGAAAUCCUCUGGUAUAAGGAAUGCAGGACAAAAACUUGGAGGCCAAGUAUUGUGUUCAAAAGGAAUAUUCUGCUUAUACGAGAAGUUAGAGAAGAUGACAUUGGAAAUUACACAUGUGAGUUAAAAUAUGGAGGCUUCGUUGUGAGAAGAACCACUGAACUCACUGUGACAGCUCCACUGACAGAUAAACCACCGAAGCUUUUGUACCCUUUGGAAAGUAAACUGACAAUUCAGGAGACACAGUUGGGCAAUUUGGCUAAUCUAACCUGCCGAGCAUUCUUUGGAUACAGUGGAGAUGUCAGUCCUUUAAUUUACUGGAUGAAAGGAGAGAAGUUUAUUGAAGAUCUUGAUGAAAAUCGGGUCUGGGAAAGUGACAUCAGGAUUCUUAAGGAGCAUCUUGGGGAGCAAGAAGUUUCCAUCUCAUUAAUUGUUAACUCUGUAGAGGAAGGAGAUUUGGGAAAUUACUCUUGUUAUGUUGAAAAUGGAAAUGGACGCAGGCAUGCAAGCGUUCUCCUUCAUAAACGAGAACUGAUGUAUACAGUUGAACUUGCUGGUGGGUUGGGUGCCAUUCUGCUGCUGCUUGUGUGUUUGGUGACAAUCUACAAGUGUUACAAGAUUGAUAUUAUGCUCUUCUAUCGGAAUCAUUUUGGAGCAGAGGAAAUUGAUGGAGACAACAAAGAUUAUGAUGCAUAUUUAUCAUAUACCAAAGUGGACCCUGACCAGUGGAAUCAAGAAACUGGGGAAGAAGAAAGAUUUGCCCUUGAAAUCCUGCCCGAUAUGCUGGAAAAACAUUAUGGGUACAAACUGUUCAUACCAGACAGAGAUUUGAUCCCUACUGGAACCUACAUAGAAGAUGUGGCAAGAUGUGUGGAUCAAAGUAAAAGGCUGAUUAUAGUUAUGACUCCUAAUUAUGUGGUAAGAAGAGGCUGGAGUAUCUUUGAACUGGAGACCCGACUUCGAAACAUGCUAGUUACGGGAGAAAUUAAAGUGAUAUUAAUUGAAUGUAGUGAACUUCGAGGAAUCAUGAACUACCAGGAAGUGGAAGCUCUAAAGCAUACGAUUAAACUUCUGACGGUUAUUAAAUGGCACGGACCAAAAUGCAACAAGUUGAAUUCUAAAUUCUGGAAACGUUUACAGUAUGAAAUGCCUUUUAAGAGGAUAGAGCCCAUUACCCAUGAGCAGGUAUUAGAUGUCAGUGAGCAAGGGCCCUUCGGGGAGCUGCAGACUGUCUCUGCAAUUUCCAUGGCUGCCGCCACAUCCACCGCGCUUGCCACUGCCCAUCCAGAUCUGCGUUCCACGUUUCACAAUACGUACCAUUCACAAAUGCGUCAGAAACACUAUUAUCGAAGCUAUGAAUACGAUGUACCUCCUACCGGCACCCUGCCUCUUACCUCAAUAGGUAACCAGCAUACCUACUGUAACAUCCCUAUGACACUUAUCAACGGACAGCGGCCGCAGACAAAAUCCAGCAGGGAGCAGAACCCAGAUGAGGCCCACACAAACAGUGCAAUACUGCCGCUCUUACCACGGGAGACCAGUAUAUCCAGUGUGAUUUGGUGACAGAAAAGGAAGGGGCAACCUUGUCCCUUGGAGUAGGAGCUGAGUCUGCAGUCCAGUGCCUGGAACUACAUCCUCGACUGCUGCUGUUAAAACAUGCAUUACAAUCUAUAAAAUACGAGGAAAAACAGGGUCUUGUACAUAUGUUUUUUGCAAUUUAUUUGUAGCAUCAGUGUCUUCCUGUUUUACCAUGUCUCUUGCCAUUACAUUUUUUGACUUUGUUUUAUAUGUCAUUGGAAUUUGUAUAUUUACAUUUUUUAAUGAAGAGACUGAUGUAUAGAUAGGAAACCCUUUUUGCUUCAUUAGUAUAAUUUUAGAAUGGGUUUGAUUUCUUUCUGUUUGGGCUUUUUUUUUUUUUAACAUUUCUUUGGAGUGCUUGGACAAAGCUGUUUGAUGGGACAAGGACCGCCAUAUCCACUUUGCUGUUCUGCCUAGCAACAGCAAGGCCAUGUUGGCCUUCUGAGCGCAAUACAACGAACGGCCAUAAUUCCAAUUCAGGAAAACAGAUGUGGAGAACACUUGUUCAUAGGAGGGCCCCACCAAUCAGAGCCCUGAAUCUCUUCCUUGUCCUGCCUCAUCCCCACCUCUACCCUUCUAAUGUCAGCAUGGUGUGUGACCUUGCAGAAUGGGAGGGGGUGGGUCUAACUGUUUUAACAUUUAACUCACUGCUUGUCAAAUGACACUCCAGACCCAAAUGUCUACCAGUCACUUUACUGUGACCACUGCUGAGUGCUAAGAAGAUGAGAUCAAGGGCAGGGGUGUUGUUUUGUUUAAAAAUGAGUUGAUGUACCCUUAUAUAUAUAAAAACAAAAAACAAAAAAACCUAUAUUUGAUCACUUCCUGGAAAGGCAUGAAUGUGUUUGUGGCUGUUUUUGUUUCAAUAUUCAACUCCCUUUUUUCCCCUUUAAUUUUUUCUGCAAAUGAGAUUAUGUGCAAUUGCCAGGCAAGUCAGUCAAAAGGGGUGAAUUGACAUAAGUCAUAAUGAGAUUUAUAUUGAUGGCUUCCAAACCAAAGGGAAGGACUAGGAUGUUAUCAAAUAUGUUUUGUCACAUUGUAUUAUACAAAAUGUUAUUUUCUAAACAGUAAGAGCAAACCUUUGCAACCUAUUAUGGAGUCCCCUUGUAUUUAAAUGUUAAUUCACUGUAUUUACUUUUCAAUGCUACAUUCAGAAGAGCAUUCUUACUUCCUUUGUUUCAGUUUGUAAUAAUAAGUAAAAACUUUAUCAAUUUCAAGGUGAUUUAAAUGAGAACUCAGGAGGUUAAAACAUGAAUAUUAAUGAAAAUCAAUGUUUUCAAAAUAAACAGUAUUUAUACAAAAGUAAAUAUUAAAUCAGACCUGAAAGUGUUUAAAACAAUUAAUUCUACUGAAUAAAGAAUUAGUUUUAUUUUAAAUGUAUCAUUCUAUCUUUCAGAAACUCAGAAAGCUUGUUCCAAUGCUCCCAGAAAAUCCAUUUCAUAUAGUUCAGCUGUGUCUGAAAUAAAGGAUAUAAGCUGCUAAUUCAUAUUCAUGUUUUGUAUGACAAAAAAUAAUAAUAAAGUAUAUUGUAAAGGAACCUGCAGGGGGCAGAAUUAUAAAAAAAAAACAUUCCCUAUGGGAUUUUUUAGUUUUGUUUUUUUUUUUUAAGUACAACACUGAUGAUAGGGUUUUAACAUUAAUUUAGGAAUUCAUCAUAAACAUUUUCAUUAGUCAGCAAAUGCUGACCAGUGCAAUGGAUGUUGUAUUUUUUAAUUUAUUCUUACCAUUGGUAUAAGAAAAUAACCACUCCAAUGUUUUGGUCUCGUCAGUAAGAUGUUAUUUGAUCAGAAAGAAAAGUAAACGACAGUGUAGUUCAUGGAGAAAGGGGCAAGGGCCCAUUGAAAUUGUAUGAAAAAUGAGAAUGAAUGUGAUGGAAAAGUCCAAAGUAUCCUGGUACCCACACAACAACAAGAUAAAGGUGCUAUGGGAUGUUCAGUAGUUUUUCUUUGCCUAAAAAUGUUUAUUUCUCUAACAAUUCGCUUGGGUGCUCCUCCAGUCUGUUCUUUAUUUUGAUGCAUCCCCCUGGACAUGUGCCAAAUUUCAACAGAAUAGACCUGAAGCUGCCAGGACAGAUAAAAUUUAAAGUCAGCUUUGCACAUUUGGUUAUUUUCAGACUCUAAGAGGGCCAUUAUUUUCUUGAUAUUAUGGACACCUGUCAGGAACUGAUGGCAUUUAACUUCAUUGGACUGGAUCCCAAACUCUCCCAGUACCCAGAAAACCAAAAACACUGCACUGGCCUUUAAAAAAAACAAAAAACAAAAAAAAACAAAAACUGAAGAUGGUGUGAGAAAAAUGUAGAGAAAACAAUCAGACCACAAUCACAUUUUAGGCAUCCACAAGUGUUUAUUUAGCUGCAUCAGGAGUACAUUUUUUGUUUUAUUUUUAGUGUAGAUUUAAGCACUUUGAAUAGCAUGAUUCAGGGAUUGAUGGGUAAUAUUUGAUAUUCUCACAACUUAAGAAAAGUUUUUUUUUUCUCUAACUCAUUGUCAUAUUAUGAAACAAAGGAAUGAAAUAAACAGAGAAGAAGCUAUUGAUGGCUUAAGGAACAUUCCUCCCAAAAUAUUCCUCUUCUUCAACAGCUCUGUGUGAGAACAAGUGAAGGAAACUGUCAUGUGUUCAUGUGCUCAAUGUUUGACAAAAGUUCUGUUAGAACUCACAAUAAAAAGAGAAAAAAUAUAUUUUCCCUAGUGCUUAGGCUCCAUCCUUUUUCUUCAUGGGGGUGGGGGAGGGAAGAUGGAGGUUUUCCUAGUUUUAAAAACAGAGCUGAAACUGUGGAAAUAAUAGCCAAGCUUAUGGAGGAAAGGAGAGAAGGAGAGAGAAAGGGAGAGAGAUGGGGGAGACAGAGAGAGACAAAGAGAGACAAUGUGAGAUGAAUGAAUCCUGCCUUUUAUCAAUUGCUGCUCCAACUCUCAUUGGCACUAUGCAGAUGCACAUAGCCUCUUUCUUAAAUAGCUUCUAUCUUCCUUGUUCCCAGUGGCCUUUUCCACUCCUUCCUAGUUAUCUUACCUAUUGGAGUGUAGUCAGCAUGCACCUGAUUCCUUUGUGGCUCUGAAGAGUAGAGAGGCAGUCAGAACAUGACAUUUCCUUUGGCUGAAUUAUUGAUGGGGAAGUAUGUAGUAUUUAUAUUGACUCUCUCUAAAGAAAACCCAAGUAAUGGAUUUGUAUUUCCCAACUAUCCCCAAAUCCCCUUGUAUUUUUGCAUCAUCAGCAUCUUAUGAUUUUCACUUUAAGCUUCUGUUACUGUAUUUCACUGGAUGGGUUUUUGCUUUGGCAUGGCUUUAGUUUUAACUCUCCAGAUGCUGCUUUCUUGGCUGCUUCCAUGUUCUCCUGCUCUUCUAAAAAAUCAAAAACAUGAGAGCCAACACCCAUUCUUUAUUUUUCAUAAUAUUUAUUUACACUAAUUUAGCUAAACAUUUUCCCUUAAGAACAAAACUCAGCUUUUCCCCUGGAAAAGUUACCUUUUUUCUUUCCAUGGUCAGUAGGGUUGUAGAAGGCCUCUCUAGUCACAAUGUAAUCUAUUUCUGGGGGUAUGUGCUUUGUUUGAUUUCCUUUUAAAUUCAGGUUAAACAUAAUUUUUUUUUUUUGAAAACCAGAGGAAGAAAUAAGCUUUAUGUGAGUGGAAAUAGGAGGACAUUGUCACUGGCAUUUCUUAGUUCUAUUAGGAACCUGCUUUAACACAGGUCUCAAGACUUGGUGGAAUGUGUCCACUCAAUUGACCUAUUUAAUCAUUAUUCCUUUUGAUUUCUCUUCUCUGAUAAUCGCUCUCUUAUAUGUGUUUUGUUCCCUAUUAUAAUAUAAGCUUUUUGAAGACAGGGGAAGUCUUGCUUUGUUAUAUUUAUAUUAGUACUUAGCACAGUGCCUAGCACACUGUAAGUGCUUAAUAUUUUUUUUAUCCACUCAUUCCCUUGAUUUACCUGGUUCCUAACUUAGACAAUAAAUAGAGUCAUGUUAUUUAAAUAGUUGGGAAAACCUAUGUAAAACUAUGUAUUCCAUGUAUACCUGAAGAAAUUUUCAAAUAAUAACUUAUAAUCACAUGGAAAAAGUGACAAAAUUGUGUCCCCUUCUAUAAAAAUUCUAAGAAGUUAUGAUUUAUUGAUCAUAUACACUAUGGAGUAAAUAAAAGGUGUGAAUGGCUCAAAAUUAGGGUAGAAUUUGAAAGUCAUUUAAAUUUAGUUUUGAUAUGUAUUCAGAGUCCUACAAGAUUCUACCAGUACACACACACACACACACACACACACACACACACACUCACAUUGCCUAGCUAAUUCUCCUCUCAACUUGACCCUUUUGUAUUGGAGGCUGACUAGUACAAAUAUUCAACUCCCAACUGAGGAUUCAUUUUGAAGAUUAUCACAUUUUCUUGUUUUCUUCACACAUCCACAGGAGAUGGCUCCAGUUGGAAGAAACAGAACCUGUGAGAUUUGGCAACAAUGCCUUAUUUCACACAACCUCUUUAAAGAUUGGGAAUUCUUAUUUCUUCCAAGCAAUUUUAAGAGUCCUACUAGUAAAGGAAGAGGAGAAAGAAAUUAAAUUACUGGUAGGUUCUUCCAAUGGUGUCUGCAUUUUCAGAGGAUGGAACUAUGUUGUUCUCUUCAAAACCUUCUAUGCAGUCCUAUCAAUGGAAAUGGGCCAGUGGCAGGUUCCUGACUUCUAAAGGAAAUUUGUGUGAGUAGGUAGUUUUUAGAAAAUGAAGUCAGGUGACAUGGUGGUCACUGUGAAUACUCUUGUUUCUAUUUUACCUGUGACUGACAGCAAGGUAAAAAUGCAGAUUAGCUCAACAAAUUGAGUAGGGAAGAUUUCAAUCAGCAAUACAAAUUCACAUAAUGAUAGUGGUUUUGGGUGGAAUGAAAGAUGAUUUUAACAAAGCAUGACCCAGUAAAAAUGAAUCACAAUCUGUUUUGUAAUCACAUGCAAAAAAUUCUAUCACUAAAUACAAGGAUCAGUCUUUUUGGUGAGUACAGUUCUUCCCUCCAAGCUGAGAAGAGUGGAAGGCAACACUAUAUCUCACAUAGAUGUAGAAUAAUACACAGAAAAAAAAUCUCCUUAAAAUUCUUCUUUGAAGCAUGUAAAUUCUGGGGUGACUGCUAAAGUAAUUUUUCUAAUGUUUCUGCAGAAACAGUAACAAUAGAAAACUGGCUUAAAAUAGAGAAUGUGUUAAAACAAGGAAGAAACAUAGUUAUCCCCAUUAGAUUGUGAGCUCUUUGAGGGCAGGAACUGUUUUUUGCCUUUCUUUGUAUCCCCAGAACUUAGCACAGUGCCUGGUACAUAGUUGGUGCUUAAUAAAUGCUUGUUGACUUGACUUGAACAUCUUUCUGGCCCUGCCUCUAAUCAUACUUUUCCAUGGACUAAUGUAACUAGAACAGUGGGGUUAGAAUGUGCUUCUCUUGGAUAAUCUAAAAGAGGGCAUGCCUUUAAAGAAAAGCAAACUCCAUUUCAUGUUCCAGUAUGGAGGCAGAAUUAUAUUAAAUACAUAUUUAAUCUAUAGAUAUCAGAUGUUUUUAAUAUAUGUUAACUAUGCAUAUGAAAUAUUCAAUGAAUAUGUUAGAACUUUCAGUCCACAUGACACAUUACCUAGUGUAUUUGUGAUAACAAAAAUUAACAAUAAUUAUAUUCUAUAUCAGAGCAUUUAGCUAAUGAUUGAUCCCAUCCUUACCACCCAAUAAGAUUUUAAAUAUGCAAAAAAAUAAGCCAAUAUUGUGAAGUGGAAACGCAUGGAAGCAAAGCAUUUGGGUUCUUGUCCCAGUUUUAUAAUUAUGUGGUCAAUCAUUUUACCUCCUUAUAUAUAAAAAGGGAUUGGAUCAAAUGAUUUCUAUGAUCUUUUAUAACUAUAAAUUAUAGAGCUGUGUUUAAAGUGUUUUCAUUGCUUUAACAUCUCUGUGUGAAGAAAAAUCUUUCCAAUAGCAUAGAUGGGUUGCUGUCCCUAUCUCACAAGGAUAGCUUGUGAACCCUUUGUAUUGCUAAAGAUUAUUUGGAUCCAUUUCUGCACAGAUAAGGGCUUGUUUGCCAUGGAAUAGGUAAUGACACAAAUUUUCAAUUUUUCCUAUAGAUAUAACCCAUGAAAAAAACACCACAACAGGGAGGCCAAAAGUGCCUUGAAACUGCCUCAAACUGAAAAUAUUUUAUAUCCUUGUGAAAUAGAGAGAGAUAGUAGUUAAGGACAAUACCAGUCCAGAUUAAACUGAAGGCAAAGAUUCUGAAUACUAUUGCUUCAUCAAACAGUGUGAAGGUAUAAAAGGAAAAGCAAAUUAACACAAAGCUUGGUGUAAGACCAGAUUGUCCCAAAAGGUUUUUAAGAAUGAAACUAGAAAAAAGAAAACAAAUGAACAAAAAUUUUCUUAAAAUGUGUCAAGCUUUCUUUUUCAAAUGAUUUUCUCCAUCAAAGGUAGUAGAAUCACUAUAUAGGAAAUGUAAUAUUAUAGUCUUUUAUGUUCAGCAUGAGGAGAUAGAAAUGUCACUAAUCUACAAAGGAGUUGGAUACUGCAGAGGACUUACUUUUGAGGGCAUUCAGAGACUUAUUCUGAAGAUAUCUUAAAGGGGGUAAAAUACAAAUGUAAGGGAGGGAAAAAGCUCCAGAUGUCAUAGUUACCUAAGAGAGGAAUAAGAAGAAAUCAGAAAGUCAUAAUCCAUGUGAUGAUUUUAUCAUCUCUUCAAAAAUCUUCAUAAGAAUAAUCUAUACAUAUAUUGAAAGCACUAUUGGUAAAGUUUUAAAAAGGAAAAGAUAGGUUUUUACAAAUUAUAUUCUAUGACAAACCACAUCUUUACCUGUAAUUGACUGAAAAGAAUAAGGAAUGCUAGAUUUCAUUAUAUUUACUGUUCAUUGAUUAUUGAAAUUAUUAAAUUAUCAUUAAUUAUUAAAUUAUCAUUUAAUUUUGUAGAAGAAAAUGGAACUAUAAUGGAUAUUCUCUCCAAAGGUUUAUCCCACAGAAAUGUUAAGAUUGUAUAAGAUGCCAAAGUAGAUGUGACAACAUAAUUAAUGUUUUAUGAUGAACUUCAUAUGUUAUUAAUAUGAAUGAAAGCAUAAAAUAGAGAGAUAUAUUCUAACCAAAAGUGUUAAUCACUGUCAUGGAGGAUGACCAAUAUGGAAACCAGAAUAGAAGAAAUAUUCUGUAUAGAUCAAAGGUUCCACCAAAUGUUGCUGUUUGCACAUCAUUUGUAAUAAUUGUAUCAAGUCAUACAGAGCAUUCUAGGUGAGCUCUAGAUUUAUUCAAACAAAUUUGACCUAGGCAUCCACAGAUUAAAAAAUAAUUCUCAAAGAAAACCAAUUGGGGGCAGCUAGGUGGCACAGUAGAUAAAGCACUGGCCAGAAGGACCUGGCACUUACUAGCUGUGCGACCCUGGGCAAGUUACUUAACCCUCAUUGCCCCACCAAAAAAAAAAAAAAUCAGACUGUGCAAUCCAUUUGGAUGGUCAAAUCAUUGUUAUAUAUUUCUUAGGCAGAUACUGACCACCAUCCAUAAACUCUGCCCAUAUUUAAAUAAGAAGAAAGUGGAAUAGAUUCCAUUUGUAAACUUAUACAGGCUUUUCAUGAUACUAGGUUUCUCCUUGAAACAAAAUCCCUUUUUUGUAAUGAAUGAGUUUUAGUGGUUAUGCUAUGUGCUUUUAAUCAUAGAUAACCAGAGUCUCCAAAGGAUUAACAUUUCAGAUCCCCUAAAAGGCAAUAUAGAGAUACAUGGUGAACACAGAGUAUAGCAUAAGUGAUGAGCUUUGCAAACAAAGCAACAUAAAAAGAUUGAUAAUAUAGCAAGGUCAAUGCAAUAAAGCAAAAGGGAUAACAGAUGGAAAAUUCCACUGGCUAUAUUGAUAUUCACAAAGGGUUGUGAAUCCAGAGUUACUCCAUUUUGAGAAUUACUUCAUUUUGUUCACACAUAUGUCUAUGUUCUCCCAUUAGUGCUUACAAUUCAAGUAACAUAAAUGAGGACAAACCAUGGUGCAACCUGUGUGAGAAACAGCCUAGCCCCCUGCAUCCUAUUAUACAGAAAUAUGGAACCCCUUUUCCUGAAACUAAGUAAAAGGGUUAUUGCCCCAGAUCAGCCUUGGGCCCCAGCAACAGAUACCUUGAACAAUUAACUUUUGGCCCAUCCCCAACUCUCUUCCUUGCUCUCUAAAAUCUAUAUAAACAUUAAUUGCUGUUCAUUCAGGCAAUCUUUGACUCUCCAGGUAAUACUUCUCAGCUGGGGUACUCAAUAAACCCUGGGUGGUCCAGAUUAUGCUUCUUAAUCAAUUUAUUAUAGUUGCCAUUCCCAACAUGGACAAUGUUAGAAGACCAAAAAGGGAUUUCCCAGUAUACCUUUUAUUCACAGGUGGAAACUGUGAAAGAUACAAGAGGACAUACCACACAGAAAUCAUGGAUUAGUUACAACUUGACCAUUGGAGAGGGUGCCUUGUUGAUAAGACACAAACCCACUGAAUCACCUUGGUUUUUGAAAUAGAGUGAUGUAUUCAGAUGCCAGAAAUAGCUCUAAAUGUAAUGAGAAGAGAGGGAAAGGAGAAGGAUGGCCAGGAGAGAUGGUACUUCCUGCAAAGAAUCAUACACAUAUGCAAACUUCAUGAGAAUACUUUAAAUGGAGAUGUUGGUGGAGGAAAGAAUUUCCAGGGCCAAGAGUUAGGAGGAAGCUCUAGUUUACAUGUGUCUCACUAAAUGUUGUACUUCAAGUCUGUAUCCACAAUCUCCCCAGGGAUAUUGGGUGUACAAAGGAAAAGGUGUACCCCAGUUUGUAGGGAAAUGUUUUAUAAACACUAUACCUUUUCAGUAUUUACCUUUCCUAAAAGCUUGUUGAUGUCUAAUGGCUAAAUGUAAGUGAUGAGCACAUAAGUAUCAAGAACAUUAAAUACUCUAGUCCUUCCAGUUUACCUUAUCAGCCCUUGACAUGCCAAUUCAGGUUUGAGUUGGGAAGUGAAUCAAUAGGGAGUGCUAUGGAAGAUCAUGGCCUGAGAUAAAUAAUGAAAGGAGACAAAGAUAUAAUCGUUUUCUCCCUUCCUUUUCAGAUUAUCAUUUUCUUUCUCUUUCCUUCUUUCCCUCCCUUCUUUUUCUCUUCCUUCCUUCCUUCCUUCCUUCCUUCCUUCCUUCCUUCCUUCCUUCCUUCCUUC
This is a messenger RNA of Dromiciops gliroides (monito del monte), 12065 nucleotides long. RefSeq names its product interleukin 1 receptor accessory protein like 1 (gene IL1RAPL1). The record is from RefSeq and is a predicted model, not a curated record. The transcript is spliced from 11 exons. Gene Ontology annotation, biological process: signal transduction; negative regulation of exocytosis. NCBI's taxonomy places the organism in Eukaryota, Metazoa, Chordata, Mammalia, Microbiotheria, Microbiotheriidae. The coding region runs from base 876 to 2966 and encodes 696 amino acids.